Molecule: messenger RNA, 1774 nt
Organism: Cercospora beticola
Lineage: Eukaryota; Fungi; Ascomycota; Dothideomycetes; Mycosphaerellales; Mycosphaerellaceae
Biological process (GO): reciprocal meiotic recombination
Source: RefSeq, a predicted model, not a curated record
GCUCGAGGUAGGAGCAGUAGGACGCGCGUGAGGAAAGAACCAUGCAUCGCUCCAACGUGGAUGAUGUCUGCGCUCGGUGCGCCGAGACCUUGCGCUGUUCACUACUCUUCGAGGACGAACACCACAGAAUUACACACAACGCUCUACACCUACCAUCAAGAUGAGCACGGCGACCAUUGAUCUGUGUCUACCGCUGGCCAAGUAUUCCUACGCAGAGAGUGAGACGGUCCACAGCUCAGUUCAAUGGACACACUACAGCGCAGCAGGCCUGUGUCUGCUAGUGCAAGGCACUGCGGGCGGUCAUGGCGAGCUCUCGUUGCACAUCGUAGAGCGAACUACCGUCAUGGAGAGUUUGGACAUUGCGCGCUACGUCGACCGCGCCAGCGACAUGCGGCAUUAUGCUCGACAAGCCGGUUCCGUCCUGAGGACCGAUCAGUUGCCCAUCUUCGCUAUCGCUAAGCAGCCUAAUGUCGCCUUGCGGCUCCAAUUGCAGACUGGCAGGACUCGACGCAUACAGCUCGGACUGUCGAGUGCGGUGCACCAUCAGCAGGUCGUUGAAGCACUCAGCCAUCGAGGCGUCGAGUUUCAGGAGGCACGUCCCGCAACCAGUGCUCAGAAUGCCGCUUCAGCGAUCCGUCCAGUGGCAAGGAAUAAUCAUCGAGAUAUCCCACUGCAAGCCCCAGCUGCGGCGAAUCACCAACAACCCACGCCGAGUCCUUUCCAUCCUCCAAGCGUGCGCAUUGGCAGCCUGGGCCAGCAUCCACAACAAGCGUCAGCUGGGCACAGGGAGGCACGAAUGGUGGCUCCACGAUUGAUUAGACCCUUAUCGGCUGCGAAUCAUGGUACUGCUGGGAGCACAAUAACAUCGCGGCCUCUCUCAGUGGCGGCAAUGAAUCCUGUUCCCGCCACUCGGGAUGGAAGGGAGCGAAGCAGGAGUCCCGAACGUGUUACCGCUUCUUCAUCUUCUGGCGCCUCUCAGCCUGGAGUAUCGUCGCUGCGGCCAGGUUUAGGUCAUUCUUCGUGUCCUACAUCAGCUCCCCUCGCCCAAGGAAGUGACCAGUCACCACCUUCUACCUCUCAUGAAAUGACACACGGCGCAACACGAAGCAGCUCACGCCCAAGCUCUGCACUAGACUUGCCACCACUACGGAUGCCUAGGCUAGUAGAAUCACGGCCAAACACGGCAGCGAACAUUGCAACAUCAGACACAACAGCUCGACCAAGCAUGGAUCGUUCCAAUGUCUACUCUGAACAAUCUGUCGCCAAAGACGCCACUUUGGUGGCACCGAAGCUCGCAGGCGGCAUGUCAGACAUCCAGUUCCGAUCGCCCCUGCCGCCCGCCAACCACAACCACAAAAGCCAGCCCACACCCGCCGAGACAAGCCUCAACGUUCAUGCUAGCAAAGGCAUUGCCCGUCUGAGCAGUCUGAUGGAUGCGCCUCACGAGAUCGAGGAACCUCUGGAAUCAUCGGUCGUGCCGCAGCAUGCAGAAUUGCCUGUAGUCCGUGCAAGUGGGCAACCGCGGGGUCAAGAACUCUCCCUGGCCACGUACGAGGCACAGUGCGUGCAAGAUCGACAAGCCGCUCUCGACCAAUUCAUGAUGGACGUUCUCGAUGAUCCCAAGUUCGAAACGCUUUGUGCAGACGUGGAGAAUUGCUGGCGCAGGAGCAUUCUGGGUCUUUAGUGUUGCAUGGAACUUCCGAGUACGUUCACUUCUGAUGUAUCUCGACGAGGAAAUCUUGCUGCACACUUUCUUGAUCUGUUCGACGUGUAG